This is a messenger RNA of Xylaria bambusicola, 1398 nucleotides long. RefSeq lists its product as uncharacterized. NCBI's taxonomy places the organism in Eukaryota, Fungi, Ascomycota, Sordariomycetes, Xylariales, Xylariaceae. The transcript has a single exon. The record is from RefSeq and is a predicted model, not a curated record. The coding region runs from base 98 to 1213 and encodes 371 amino acids.
CUGUUUACCAUCGUCCCCUUUGGAUCAACAACCCCUACAGCUUGGACUUAUACAUACAGCAGAUUAACCCAACCAUAUUGAUCUUGAAACAGUGGAUAUGGAUCAUUCACAACCAGCUCAACAUACCACGGCAGACAGCGAUACUGUGACCUCUCCUCCAUUGGCCAGGUCGCCGCUAUCUAACCGCUCCAACGUGAACACCCACACCAAUAACUCAAUAUGGGAUCACAAAGACUCCUCUGAAGACCGCCCGAGCACCCACGACUCGGUCUGCGACGCCGCAUGGCUAUCUACAAGCGACGUCGCCAAAUCUCCGUACCAGACGCCAGGACGACCCGUGACACCACUCCAACCUGUGGAGAUCGACAUAAACUCCGAGUCGCCACUCUCACGUCUGGAGACGCCCUUCCUAUACGGUUACGGGACGGAGCUCACGCCCAUUCUCGAGCGGCGCAGCAUAGCCACGCUCCGGACAAAAGGGAGCCUCUCGACAUCUGAUCUCUCGUCCCUACUACACGACGCGCCCGGAGCAAAAAGCAAAGGCGAAAAUCCGACGCACUCCCUCGAGCUCCAUCGACAGCAACCCUUCAAAACCGAGGAGAGCCAGCAAAACGAGUCCGGAAGCCCACAGCUGCGCUGGCUAUCGUACUCGCGGCCCACCAUCCACGUCGUCGACAUACACGCGUACCCGCGGAAGCCAAUCUACCCACCUCCCCAACGUCCUCUCACGCCCCCUACUAUCCGCAAGGUGCGAAGACCGCAGAGCGAGGGCGACGCGUAUGUGGCGAGUACAUCGAGCGGGAUCGCGUACGCGGCGCCAGCCUUCAAGGCCCCGAGGAGCGGACACGGGAACUUGUCGAACCACCCCUUUGUGCGGCAGGCACAGCUUCCAUCGCAACCGCGCUCGACGUUCUCUGCACAGCGGACUAGAGCCGAAUGCGCGCCUCCGCCACCGCCGAGCAGCAGCGCUAGAUAUAUCGCGCGGUCGAACAUGCGGUCGAGCACGGCGAGUCCGGGCCUCGAUUACCUCGCGCCGCCCGAGGCGCGCGGCGAGAUCUGCAAGCGCUGCCGCCAUCCGUGCCGCGAGCCGUGGAGUCUGCGGUCGACGCUCGUCGGGCACGGCCCGGGCGUGCGGCGGGGCGCCGAUUGGUGCGGCCGCUGCGCGGUCAGGAAGGUUGUUCGGGCGUGGUGCUGUGGCGAGCUGGGGCUUUGAGGCUCAUGUUAAGCGAGGACAUGAGUCAUACGAGGAAGGACGUAAUUGGUACGAUCCGAUGAAGAUGAUAAUGAGAGUAUUGGAAAAUUGGAAUUCUUAUGGUUUGUUGAGUGAAGGCCGUAAAGGAGGAGGAGGAGGAGGAGGAGAGAUAGAAAAAUACAUUGGUCAUAAGUUGGAAAAGGAGU